Hirundo rustica (Barn swallow) is the source of this 3690-nucleotide messenger RNA. It is a transcript of the gene DNAAF2, whose product is annotated as dynein axonemal assembly factor 2. The record is from RefSeq and is a predicted model, not a curated record. The transcript has 3 exons. Lineage: Eukaryota; Metazoa; Chordata; Aves; Passeriformes; Hirundinidae. Bases 1 to 2553 code for a protein of 850 amino acids. Gene Ontology annotation, cellular component: cytoplasm. Gene Ontology annotation, biological process: axonemal dynein complex assembly.
AUGGCGGGCGCGGGGCGGCUGCACGACCUGGACCUCAGCGCCGAGGAGGCGGAGCGGCUCCAGCGCGCCUUCCGCGACGAGCGGUUCCGGGCGCUGUUCGCGGAGUACGCGGCCGAGCUGACCGACCCCGAGCAGCGCCGGCUGUACGAGGAGGAGGUGGCGGCGCUGGAGCGGCAGCGCGGCGUGGAGGUGCGCUUCGUGCACCCGACGCCGGGCUUCGUGCUGCGGACGAGCCAGGAGGGCUCCCGCCGCUGCUACAUCAACGUCUGCAGCAACGCGCUGAUGGGGGAGCCGCGGAGCCGCGCCGAGCGCGGCGGGCAGCGCUGGGAGCUGCCCUACAGCCUGGCCCCGGGCCGCGAGGAGCUGCGCCCCGGCGGCCGCCGCCGCCUCCUGUACGACGUGGUGUUCCACCCAGCCGCGCUGCGCCUGGCCGCCCGCAGCGCCCGCUUCCGCCGCCUGCUCUGCGACACGGCGCUGGAGGCCGUGGAGAGCCGCUGCGGGGUGCGGCUGGACCGCAACAACGCCACCGUCCUGCGAGGAGUCUCCUACAAGGGCGUCCCGCAGGCGCCCGUCAUCCGCUCCCCGCUGCCCGGCGGCGCCCCGAAGCCGCCCGACGACGGGGACUCUCCGCUGCCGCCCUUCCCCUUCCCGCCCGCCGCCGCCCCGCCGCCCGCCGCCGCAGGACCCUCGCCCGCCGCGCCCCCGCCGCCCUCCGGCCCCACCACGCCGCGCUGGAGCAUCCGCCACCGCUCCUACGUGGACCUGCAGGACUACCGCCACUGCCGCGACUCGGCGCCCAGCCCGGUGCCGCGGGAGCUGGUGGUGACGGUGGAGCUGCCGCUGCUGCGCUCGGCCGAGCAGGCGGAGCUGGAGAUCCGCGGGCGGGAGCUGCGGCUGGACUCGCAGCGUCCCGCCUACCGCCUGCGGCUCCUCCUCCCCUACGACGUGGACGAGAGCGGCGGGCGGGCGACCUUCAACCGGGCCCAGCGGCAGCUGCAGGUGACGCUGCCCGUGGUGCUGCCGCCCGGCCCGCGGGAACCGCCGGGCCCGGCAGGGGAGCGGCUGGAGGCGGCCGAGCCCGUUGCCCAGCGCUCGGAGGAGGCAGGCCCGGCGGAGGAGGGCGGCGGAGCGGCUCCACCCCCGGAACUCGGCCCUGGCGGCGCGGUCCGGAGCACGUGUGGCGGCGGGGAGCCCGGUGAUCCUCCCGCCGAACCCCCGGCUGAGGCACUUUGUGAUCCUCCCGCUGCUCCAUCUGCCCAGCCCCUCGCUGAAGCAGCCGCUGAACUGCCCGUAGAACCACUCUGUGAUCCACCCGCUGAACCCGCGGGUGAACCCCCUGUUGAUCCAACCUCUGAACCCUUUGCUGACUCCCCUGCUGAGCCCCCCGCUGAACCUGCCACUGACCCAACCUCUGAACCCCCUGCUGGUCCAACCACUGACCCCCGCUCUGAUCCCUUCACCGAACCCGCCACCGAUCCACCCGCAGAACCCCUCACCGAGCCCCCGGACCCACCACUGCCCUGCUGCGGCGCCGCUCCCCCCAUCGCCAGCCCCGAGCCAGCCAUGCCCAGCGGGGACACCCCUCCGCUGGCCCCCGAGGGCCACCCCGGCGAGGUGUGCCCUCCCUUCCGUGCCCGGCAGGACGAGGCAUCCCUCACUCUGCUCCUGCUCGUGCCCGGCAUCCAGCCGCAAAGCCUCCACGGGGAUGUGGGCACGCACCACUACAGCCUCCGCUUCUGCACCGACGCCGCUGCCUUCGCCCUGUUCCUGCGGUUCCCUCCCGCGGCCGCGCUGGUGUCCCCCGAGAGCAGCGUCAGCGUCUCGGCCCACAACGCCGUGGUGGGGCUGGCCAAAGCCCCCGGCAGCACCGGGCUCUGGGACAAGUUCAGCUUCGGCCUCGACCCCUCCGCUCUGCAGGAAAGAUUGUUUGUCAGCGAGGAGAACGUUGAUGGAUUUCUAGGCGCUGCUUUCUGCCCUUCCCCUUGCUCCCAAUCAGCGCUGGAAAGCCAACCAUUAAUUGAAGUGCUGGAUGUUACUGAGGACAGAAUUCAAAUCAGGGUGGAGCCAGGGGAACGUGAUGGAGAGGGAACACUUGGCAGCUCCGGGGGAACCGCCAGCAACAACCCCGAAACAAAGGCAGAGACAGAAACAAAGUGUCCCGCGGCUGAGGCGCGUGCUGCAGGAUCCAGCCCAGCUCCCGCCGCUGGAACAAUGGGAAAAGCAGGCUGCGGUUCACACCAUUGUUUGCAGCGUGAACCUCCUGCCACCAGUUCAGCGAUUCCCGGCGGAUCUGCGAGAGAGGAGCCCGAUUUAGAAAACGCUGCUGCGGCAGGAGACGCAGCCCCGGCCCCGGGCUCCGGAAAACAGGGAGAACUGCCGGGGCUUGGGGAUGGGGAUGGGGAUGGGGAGGCAGCCCCGGGGCUGGGCAGCGGGACACGCUCCCCCAUCCUGCGGGAGGUGAACCCCCAGGACGGGAGCGUGCGGAUCCUCCGCGACCACCGAACGCGCUGCCCCGUGGCCUUCCAGAACUCUUUGCUCUAUGAGCUGGAUUAGCUUCAUUGUUUUAGGAUUUCCUUCUCUGGUUUGAUGCUUGUUCUGACUUCCACGUGCUGCUGGUGGAUGAUUUCAGGGCUCAGAGGGGGUCAUGGGUUCCCGCCGAAACCGGCGCAGCACCGAAACUUUCCGUUGGUAACAGUUUUAACGAUUUCACGGCAAUAAUUUUCCUUACGAGAAAAGUUGCAGUCGGAGGUGACUCCGAGCUCCUGGGGAAAAAAAAAAAAUGUAUCUUUCUUGUUUACAUAAAUUUUUUAUUCUCUUCCCUCGUUUUAGGGAUUAUUUGUAUAUAUCCUCGGUCUAAUGGCUCCCUCGGGAAUUGAGCAGUAGUCAUCAUUUUCCAAACCUUUCAUUUUGUGAUAACUGCAGGAUUAGACUCGCAGUGAUUCUUAGCAAUCAAAUGAAAUUUCUAAUUACCCGGAGAAGUUCUAAUUAGUCUCCUAGAAAUAAUCAGCAUUUAUACCCUGUAUUCCAUCCUAGUGCUGUGCUUCAGAUCUGCAGCACCCAGAUAUCCCCAGCUGAACAAAUUCCAUUGCACAAGAACAUCCUCUGCGUGCGCGUCCAAAAUAUUUACAAUUGGUGAAAUGGAGUCUCUUUAUCCAGAUUAGAUUUAUUUUUCUCCGUUUCCCUCGAGUUUCAGCGUUUCUCACCUCCCUAAAGCACAAUAACCAAGAGAACACAUCUAAUAAUAAACUUCCUGUUCCCCUUUCUCACUGAUGCUGAACCAACUUCUGUUUUCGUUGGAGAGGUGCUUUAGAGGAGAGUUCAUUUUGCCUCCUUUCAGGGCGGCUCUGGCAUUGCUGCCACAUUUCUCUGUGAAACACCACUUUGGGUGCGUGGUUUCAGAGUUCAGCAGGAGCCACAGCUGCCCAAAACACCUGCCCUACCCUCCAGGAUCCUGCUGGAGCUUUGCUGGGCUCAGCUUAACCCCAUCAGCUUUUUGGGAGAGGUCCUUGAGGGUGAGGCACCAGCACAGCUUCAGCACCAGCCCCGACCCAGUGGAACAGAACACGGAGCGAUUACCUUGCAAAAUCGUGCUUAAAUAACCCCUGGAAAAUAGAAAAAAGCGGCGUUUUCUUUCUCUGCCACAUUUCUGUGAUCUACAAAAGCUGCACAGGUGCUUCUGCCACAGCUGAG